Messenger RNA from Rotaria sordida, 847 nucleotides. Lineage: Eukaryota; Metazoa; Rotifera; Eurotatoria; Philodinida; Philodinidae. The record is from the annotation of a GenBank genome assembly.
UCAAAUCUAUAUAUGGCCUUUUGUUUUUUUGUUCAACUACAAAUUUUAUUCUUCAAUAUUUCAUGAUAGUGAAAUAAAUCUAUUUGUUAUAAGUAACGAAUUUUUAUGAUGAAGGUGAUCGUCCUCCUCCUCCUCUAAAUUCGCCUACUGAGUAAUCGAUAAGAGAAAAUAACAAUAUGAAAGAAUACAGCAUAGAUAUUUCAUGAGAAUUUUACAUUCGAGUGGAUAUAAACAAGAUGUUGUUUCGGGUCUAUCGAGAUUUAAAACAGCUGAUCCCUUUCCUUAUGUCUACAUCAGAGAUUGCAUUGACAAAUUUUGUUUUUUAUAGAAUUUUUGUUAAAUUUCUAUGAAGAAAAAGAUCUAGAUUUUUGUAUUCUAUUUUUAGAAUCAUCAGAUAUUUCUAUUGUCAUAACCUACAAGUCAAUCAUUCUAUUCUUUUCAUAGUUAUUGUGUGACUGAUUAUUGUCACAACAUUUUCCCUUUUUCGAAUAAAAAUGAUUCUAACAUGUUAUUCUAUUGGGAUUUGACUAAUAACUUCUUUUUGUUUUCUUUUUUCCUUUCUAAUUCAGCUGAUGUACGUAUAUUUGAUGAUUAUUAUUGUCGUCGUGCUUAUGGAAGUGUCUUUGAUUCAGAUACAGAAAUCUGUGCCGGUGAUUAUGAUCAACGAACAGAUACAAUGAGUGGUGAUUCCGGUGGUCCUUUACUUAUUCAACAAACAGAUGGUCGUUGGAUUGUUCUUGGUAUAACAUCAUAUGGUGCAGCAACAACACCAACUAUGGCACCGGGUGUUUAUGUUAAACUUUCAGCUCAUACAAAAUGGCUUGAACCAUAUUUAAAAACGAAUUAA